AUGGAAAAGUUGGUCGGUCGAAGAAACGCGCAGUUAGUGCAAGUGAAGUGGCAGCUGGCAGCAGCCGAAAAACUCCACGAGCGAAACGCCUCGCACGGGGAGGUUUUGGAUCGGCUCGAACAGCUGCAGGAUCUGGCCAGAAAGUUCCGAGACACUCAAAGCGAGAUAGAGGAGAAUCAACCCGACCCGGAAGCAAUCGCCUCAGUGCACAUCUUUCGGGAGGAAUUCAACACGCACUUCUAUCGUGCGAAGGAUGCACUCGAGCGGUACAUUUCCCACAACGACAACGAUGACGACGGGGACAACAGUUCCAUUAGGGGCUCCUCAGGUAGCUACCGCUCGGUGGCCGGUUCCAGCAGAGAUCUUCGGGAGGCCAUGCAGAUGCUGUUGGAGGCCCAGCGAACGAUGAUGCUGCAGUCGUCGGGUGGCGGAGCAAACGUAAACGUCGAUCCCGCAGGAGGAGAGCAGAUGCCGAAUCAUGCACCCUUCGCAAACGUUCGGCUUCCUGCAAUAAAUGUGCCAACUUUCGAUGGCGAUCGGAAGAAUUGGAGAUCCUUCAAGGAUAUUUUCGUCCAAACGAUUCACGCUAGACGCGAUUUGCGUGAUUCGUUAAAAAUGCAGUAUCUGGUUUCGUAUCUGAGCGAUGAUGCGAAACGGCUAGUAAAUUCUUUCCCGAUUUCGGAUGCCAACUACAAGGAGGCGUGGGCGGCAUUGUCGAACUUCUAUGACAAGAAGAAAUACACGGUUUUCUCUCUUGUCCGGGAAUUUGUCGAGCAGCCUGUGAUCACCAAUGCUACUGCCGACAAUUUGCGCAAACUGGUCACUACUUCGGACGAGGUAGUUCGACAACUAAAUGCUCUGGGAGCGGAGUACAAUACACGCGACCCCUGGCUGAUCCACCUCUUGCUGGAGAAGCUAGAUAAGGACAUCCGGUCCUUGUGGGCCCAAAGGAUUAUCGACGUGGAGAACCCAUCCUACGAAACCCGGUUCCUCAAGUUCUUGGACAAUCGGUGCGACGCCCUCGAAACCUGCACGGCGUUCAGUAGGAAGGUGACAACAGAUGCUCAACGGAAGGAUCCCGGGAAGAAGAUGCAAGCUGAGAAGAAGAUGCAGUCGCUGCAUGCGACUACAGUGAUACAAAAGUGCGCGAAAUGCUCCAGCGAGCAUCCGAUUCAUAUGUGCGAAGAUUUUAAGAAAAUGGACUUACAGUGCAAACGCGAACUCGUACAAAAGGCGAAGUUGUGCUACAAUUGUUUCCGGCCUUCGCAUUCGGCGAAGAAUUGUGCCUCGAAGUCGGUGUGCCGCAUCGGCGGCUGUAAGCAGCGCCACCACACGCUGUUGUGCCCGAAGAUUGAAAACUCAAGUGAUCGGAAGGAAGAACGUAGUGAUGACCCGAAACAGCCAACGCAACCGUCACGAGAUCCCGUUGAUGUUGUUAGCUCGCUGGUGGUUCAGGUUCCGAAACCACUGAAUGAAACGUUCGUGCUGCCGACGGCGCUCAUCAACGUGAAGGCUGUGGACGGUGGGUUUCUGAAGUGUCGUGCGUUGAUCGAUUCUGGCUCUGGUGCUUCGCUCAUUACUGAGGCCUGCGUGAACAAGCUUGGCAUUCCGCGUACUAAUGGGAAGGUAGUGGCCUUCGGAUUGGCGCAACAGUCUGCCGGGACAACCCGUGGAAUCGUGAAGCUAGUGAUUGCAAAUCGGUGUAACGAGGCCGUUAUUCUGCGAACCAGCGCACAAUGGGAAAAAAUAGGUGCGGAUGUCUUUCUUGCCAUUCUCCAACCGGAGCAAGUCAAGGACGAAUUGGAGAACCCAGUCGCCCAGAACACGAUUUUCGGCUGGAUCGUACGUGGCAACCAAUCGAUCUACACAGCAGGGAUUCCCAGCAAUGUUUCCAUCAUCAACUUACACAUCGAGGUGGAUGUCAACCGUACUUUGCGCCAGUUCUGGGAACAAGAAGAAGUGCCGAAAUCGCAGCAGCUCGCACCAGAGGAGCAGGCCGCCGUGCAUUGUUUCCGGUCCACAACCACACGUGACGAUUCAGGACGCUUCAUCGUUCGGUUGCCUUUCGACGAAUCGAAGCCUGCGCUGGGUGAAUCCCUCACGCCAGCCAUCAAACGUUUGAGGGCCAUGGAGAAACGCUUCGAACGCGAUCCUGUUUUUCAUCGGCAGUACUGUGAUUUCGUCGAAGAGUAUCUCGCUCUGAGACACAUGGAGGAGGACAGAGACUUCCAACGGGUUGUAUGGCGUAGCGACCCUGGCGAACCCAUCAAUCACUUCCGUCUAUGUACCGUUACUUACGGAACGAAGCCGGCCCCGUAUCUGGCUAUCGAGGCCAUGCGAGAGGCAGCUAGAAACUACGAAACGGUCUACCCUGAAGCUGCCCAACGAAUAGUUCUGGAUGUGUACGUCGACGACUUCAUGUCCGGGGCGAAGAAUAUCGACGAGGCGAGACAGAUUCGCGUGAUUCAAGUGUGCGAGAUCCUGCGCUCUGCGGAAUUCAAUCUACGAAAGUGGACGACUAAUCGACCUGAACUUCUGAGCGACAACGAGUACACGGAGCAGAUGCCAGUGGAGAUGAAGCUUGCGGAACAACCGGAGGCAGUAAAAGCGCUUGGCAUCCAGUGGCUACCUAAGGACGACGUGUUUUCUUUGAAGGUGAGCCUAUCAGUAGACAGCGUCAACACUAAAAGACAGCUGCUCUCGGAUUCAUCGAGACUUUUCGAUCCGUACGGGUGGUUGUCUCCGAUUAUGGUGAAGAUCAAGAUCUUGUUUCAACAACUAUGA
Aedes albopictus (Asian tiger mosquito) is the source of this 2784-nucleotide messenger RNA. RefSeq lists its product as uncharacterized. The transcript has 4 exons. Lineage: Eukaryota; Metazoa; Arthropoda; Insecta; Diptera; Culicidae. The record is from RefSeq and is a predicted model, not a curated record. The coding region runs from base 1 to 2784 and encodes 927 amino acids.